UUGAAAGCCAAUUAGGGCAGCUCCUCUGCAGACCUUAGAAGUCAGAGGAUUGCAGUCAAUCUGCUUCCUGGUUCCUGACACAAGCAACCAAUAUAUGGAGCUCUGGCAUCAUGGACAUUGAAGCAUAUUUUGAAAGAAUUGGUUAUAAGAACUCUAGGAAGAACUUGGACUUGGAAACACUAACUGACAUUCUUCAGCACCACAUCCGGGCCAUUCCCUUUGAGAACCUUAACAUACAUUGUGGGGAAGCCAUGGAGUUGGGCUUACAGGCCAUUUUUGAUCAAGUUGUGAGAAAGAACCGGGGUGGGUGGUGUCUCCAGGUCAAUCAACUUCUGUACUGGGCUCUGUGCACAAUUGGUUUUGAGACCACGAUUUUGGGAGGGUAUGUUUACAUAACUGCAGCUGACAAAUACAGCAGUAACAUGAUUCACCUUGUACUGCAGGUGACCAUUGGUAGCAGGAAGUACAUUGUUGAUGCUGGGUUUGGACGCUCCUACCAGAUGUGGCAGCCUCUGGAGUUAAUUUCUGGGCAGGAUCAGCCUCAGGUGCCUUGCAUCUUCCGCUUGAGAGAAGAGAGUGGCAUCUGGUACCUGGACCAAAUCAGAAGAGAGCAGUACAUUCCAAACAAAGAAUUUCUUAAUUCUGAUCUCCUGGAAAACAAUAAAUACCGAAAAAUCUACUCCUUUACUCUUGAACCUCGAACAAUUGAAGAUUUUGAGCCUAUUAACACAUACCUGCAGGAAUCUCCAGCAUCUGUGUUUACAAGCAAAUCAUUUUGUUCUUUACAGACCACAGAAGGGGUUCACUGUUUAGUGGGCUGGACCCUCACCUCCAGGAUAUUCAAUUAUAAGGACAAUAUAGAUCUGGUAGAAUUUAAGACUCUGGAUGAACAAGAAAUAGAAGAAGUGCUGAAAAAUAUAUUUAAUAUUUCUCUGGAGAAAAAGCUUGUGCCCAAACAUGGUGAUCGAUCUUUUGCCAUUUAAGAAGCAAAAUAAACCUCUAUAUUAAUCA
This is a messenger RNA of Microcebus murinus (gray mouse lemur), 1011 nucleotides long. RefSeq names its product arylamine N-acetyltransferase 1-like. The record is from RefSeq and is a predicted model, not a curated record. NCBI's taxonomy places the organism in Eukaryota, Metazoa, Chordata, Mammalia, Primates, Cheirogaleidae. Gene Ontology annotation, molecular function: arylamine N-acetyltransferase activity.